GCGCUGUCCGUCACGUGUUCUCCACGUCAUACGUCAGCACGUGCUGCCUGGGCGAGCACGUGAAGUACACGAAGAUUUUAAUGCGCGUUACUGUAACGUUAUUAUCCAGUAAACAGUGAAUCUGACGAAACGCUGUUAUAGAACUGUGACUUGUUUCUAAACGAUAUCGCGAAUAAAGGGCCAGAAGCGCCAUUCAGCCGGAGUCCAGCGAAAAGAGCCCGUGAUAAAACUUCAGCAGGACUGUGAUGAAUAAAGUCCGUCAAUAAAUAUAUUGAUGAUGGAUAAUCCUGAAGAAGAUUCGCUGAACCUGCACGAAGAUGAAGAAAUCAUCGAGGUUAUUGAUCUCAAUGACACAGAACAGACCGCAGAGGAUCUGGCGGAGGAGCUGGAGGAUGUAGAUUUCGCCGAGGCUGGGAAUGCGGAUGAUGACGGAUGGGAGACGGAGGAUGAGAUGGAGCCUGAGCAGGAUGACAGUGAACUGACCUUCUCCAAACACACGGGUUCUGUCUUUUGUGUUAGUUUGGACCCAGUGACCAACAGUCUGGCUGUCACCGGCGGAGAGGACGACAGGGCGUUCGUGUGGAGCGUGUCUGAUGGAGACGUGCUGUUUGAAUGCACGGGUCACAAGGAUUCUGUCACAUGCGCUGCGUUCAGCUGCGACUCCAAGCUGGUGGUGUCUGGUGAUAUGAGCGGUCUCAUUAAGGUCUGGAAAGUGGAGAACAAGGAGGAAAUAUGGUCUUUUGAAGUUGGAGACCUGGAAUGGUUGGAGUGGCACCCCUGCGCCCCGGUGCUGCUGGCCGGAACGGCUGAAGGGAACGUCUGGAUGUGGAAGAUCCCGAGCGGAGAGUGCAAGACGUUUCAAGGGCCCAACUGCCAGGCGACCAGCGGGAAGAUCCUUCCUGACGGAAAGAGAGCAAUUGUGGGCUACGAGGACGGAAGUUUACGUCUGUGGGACUUAAAACAAGGCAAUGCUGUUUAUGUAAUCAAAGGUCAUGAUGGUCAUCAGGGAGCGCUGACCUCUAUAGCGUGUAAUAAAGAGGGAACGCUGGCUCUGACGGGGUCAGUGGAUGGCCAGGCUAAACUCUUCAACACAUCCACAGGAAAGGUGUUAUGCUCAUUUUCCAAUGAAAACAGUGAAGCAAAAGACUCUAUGCAGGAGCAGGAUUCCAACUCUGUAGAAUCUGUGGGAUUUUGUAAUGUGUUACCCCUAGUUGCUGUUGCAUAUCUGGACGGCACCCUGGCCAUUUAUGAUAUGAAUUCACAGAGCCUCAGACAUCGGUGUAAACAUGAGGUGGGUGUAGUGCACCUGCAGUGGGAGGAGGCGUCUGCGGUCGUCUCCACCUGUAAUCUGGCCGGUGUGGUCACUCUGUGGGACGCCAGAUCAGGAGUCAUGAUGUCAGAGUACCGCGGACACUCGGCUGAGAUCCUCGACUUUGUGCUGAACAGAGACGCGUCAGUCGCUGUCACCGCCGGAGGAGACCAUAAAGCCAAAGUGUUCUGCCUGCAGAGACCCGACCGGUAGAGUCUGGAUCCCAUUAGACUUCAGUACCUCCCCAUUGACACACAAGUCUCCUUUAAACUGCAGCUUUUUAAAGAUUUGACAGAGCUGUGCUGAUCUGUCUUUAUCAUUCUUGUCAUGACUGUGUAAGUCUGACAGAGCGAUAGUUCUUGUCUUUUGCUUAGUCUACAUACAGCUGUAAUUGGGAUGUGUCACAUACAUUAUAUAGGCAAAAUUAUGUGGGUUUUAUCUGUUCUAGUAAUGAUUAUAAAGACAAAUCUCAGUGCUUCACCAUAGAGUUACAUUCUCGAGAAAUGUGUGUCAGACGUUGAGGUCGGUUGUAGCACUGUCAUGAUGAAGUAGAAAACGACCUUCCACAAACUCUGAACCACACAUUUCUAUAGACUGUAUGGUGAAGCAUUGAGAUUUGUCCUCACAGAAAUGACUGAAAUAAUUACACUCAUUAAUCAGAAUGGAAUGUCUACACUCGUUUGGCCAUGCGGAAUAUAUACGAUUCAGUUCCAAUAAUUUCUUGGUAAAAAAUGCAUACUUAAUUAUAGGUUCAGGUUUCUAGACCAUUCGUCUGGAUGCUCAGAUUAAAGAUCUUCCCUGUUGCUGUUGUUAAUUGUCUGAUUGCUGGUCAAGGAACAGCUUUUGUCAUUCCUCUCCAAGCUUUAGCUGUAAAUCAUUAGCAGUGACACAACAUCCCAACUGUCUGUGCACUGUCUUGGUGAAGGUUCAGUACUGAAGGGAUGGCCAUAUAUUCUGUUGUGUUUAAUCAAUGUCAUGUUGAAACAACAUGAGUACUGUCAACCUUGAUUUUCUUCCUUUGUUACAAGUAACAAGAAUGUUUGUAAUGUGUGAAUAAACCCCAGCGAUGUUAAAC
Molecule: messenger RNA, 2384 nt
Organism: Cyprinus carpio (common carp)
Lineage: Eukaryota; Metazoa; Chordata; Actinopteri; Cypriniformes; Cyprinidae
Gene: aamp
Product: angio associated migratory cell protein
Cellular component (GO): cytosol
Molecular function (GO): protein binding
Source: RefSeq, a predicted model, not a curated record